Molecule: messenger RNA, 6423 nt
Organism: Hypanus sabinus (Atlantic stingray)
Lineage: Eukaryota; Metazoa; Chordata; Chondrichthyes; Myliobatiformes; Dasyatidae
Product: phosphatidylinositol 3,4,5-trisphosphate 5-phosphatase 2-like
Exons: 29
Coding region: 160-4017 (1285 amino acids)
Biological process (GO): phosphatidylinositol dephosphorylation
Molecular function (GO): protein binding; phosphatase activity
Source: RefSeq, a predicted model, not a curated record
AGCCAGUGAAACGGCAUCCAAUGUUGACCUGUUGCUCCAGCAGGCAAAUUGGAACGGAUCCAAGUUGCUUCUCAGGCAGGAGUUGAUAUGUUUCAUCAACAGCAUCCCAAAGAACUUCAUCACAAUGAAUGUUAACGCUACUGGUUGAGGCUGGUCAGCAUGUUCUUCUUGGGCACCGGUAUAAUUGAAGCCUGCUUGAAGCAGGGCUUCACUCCUCCGAUUGGUCUGUGUGUGGUUAAAAUGGCCACCGCAAGUCCAACAUGGUAUCAUUUGAACAUCAGCCGAGCCAGGGCUGAGGAGCUUCUCGCUAAAGCUGGAAUGGAUGGGAGUUUCUUGGUGAGGGGCAGUGAAUCAGUGGUUGGAGCAUAUGCACUUUGUCUGCUGUAUCUAAAACAAGUUUAUACAUACCGGAUCUUACAGGAUGAGGAAGGGUUUCUGGCUGUUCAGACUGAGAAAGGGGUUCCAGUGAAGAAGUUCUCAUGCCUCAUGGAUCUGAUGUUAAACUACCAGCAACCAUACCAAGGACUGGUGACGCCAUUGCAAUAUCCUGUGGAGAGAGAAACGGAGAAAGAGAUCAUAGAUGAUUUGUCAGAUGGUGAAGAUGAGAAGCCAGCCUUACCCCCUCGCCCAUUCAGUGCUUCCAUCACCAGUGCUUCCGAGGCAGGGAACACCAUAGUUCAACAACUGCAGGAACGUUUGCAGGAAGGAUCUUUGAAAAGUGAUCAUGCUGCUCUGGUGAAUGACUACUUGAAGACCAAUCUUCAGAAGGAUCUUGAUGCCGUUAGUUCAGGUGCCACAACCCUGUCGCAUCUCAACAAGAGCCUAGUGAGGUUCUGCAAAGACCUAGACAGGGAAAUGGACCUUGUGUCCAACAACCUUGAUAUGUUAGUGCACGUGUUCAAUGUCAAUACUCCAAGCAACACACCCAAAAAAGAGGAACCUCUCAGCCCAAGCAAUGUUAACGAGCUUGAAGGCAUCAUCAACAAGAUUAAGAUUCUGGGAAAUCUGCUUUCUUGUGUAGAAGAAAGGGUUGUGAAGGGAUUGCAGCACAUGGCAAUCACACAGAAUGUGGAAUUACCUGCUCUUUUCACAUCCUCGGAAAACAGCGGACGGAAUUCAUCUAAACCUAUCCCAAUACAGAGCUUUGAGGUAAAAUUGGGAAAGACUCAGAAAUAUACAUUGAGUGUUGAUGUGGAUGGUGGCAAGCUGCAAAUCUCAAAGAAAGCGACCGGUUCACCCGAGGAAUCCAUCUCUUACGAUAAAAUUUUGCAGCUGGUUAAAUAUCAGAGCACACCAAACACGUUACAGAUCGUGACUGACAAGGAAAAUCAGAAAAAUCAGCAGAGGGAUUUCAUUUUUGAAAAUGCUCGAAAGCGAGAGGCGUUCUGUCAGCUACUUCAGCUGAUGAAGAACAUACAUUCUCAGCAGGAUGAGCCGGACAUGAUAUCCAUUUUUAUUGGAAGCUGGAACAUGGGUGCCGCUCACCCCCCAAAGAACAUUUCUUCUUGGCUUAUGUCAAAGGGUCUCGGACGCGCAAGAGAUGAGACCACAGCCACUAUUCCUCAUGACAUCUACGUGAUUGGAACCCAGGAGAAUUCACUCGGUGACAAGGAGUGGGUGGAUUUCCUGCGAGCUGGGAUAAAAGAAGUGACGGAGCUGGACUUCAAAGUGGUAGCCACACAUUCACUGUGGAGUAUUAAAAUCACAGUACUGAUUAAACCAGACCACGAGAAUCGAGUCAGUCAAGUCAGUGUCUCCAGUGUGAAAACUGGAAUAGCAAAUACAUUUGGGAAUAAAGGAGCAGUUGGUGUUUCAUUCCUCUUCAAUGGAACAUCCCUGGGUUUUGUCAACUGUCAUUUAACGUCUGGGAGUGAAAAAGUUCUCAGGCGAAACCAGAACUAUUUGGAUAUUCUCCGAUUGUUAUCGUUGGGCGAUAAGAAACUCAGUUCUUUUGACAUUGCUCUGCGCUUCACUCACAUCUUCUGGUUUGGUGACCUAAACUAUCGACUUGAUAUGGACAUCCAGGAUAUUUUAAACUACAUCAGCAAAAAGGAAUUUGAAGCAAUACUGACUGUGGACCAACUGAAUUUGGAACAAGAGAAAGGAAAAGUGUUCUUGAACUUCAGUGAAGAAGAAAUCACCUUCCCUCCUACCUAUCGAUAUGAGCGGAACACCAGAGACAUCUACUCAUGGCAGAAGCAUAAAACUACUGGAAUAAGGAUAAAUGUUCCUUCUUGGUGCGAUAGAGUCCUGUGGAAAUCCUACCCUGAGACAUAUAAUCAAUGUACUUCAUACGGCUGCACAGAUGACAUCAUGACCAGUGACCAUUCACCUGUCUUUUCUACGUUUGAAGUUGGAGUAACUUCCCAGUUUGUAUCUAAGAAAGGCCCUUGUAACAGUUCUGGACAAGCUUGCAUUGAAUUUGAAAUUAUUGAGGCCAUUGUGAAGACAACUUGCAAAACAAAGUUCUUCAUUGAAUUUCAUUCUAGUUGUUUGGAAGAGUUCAAGAAGAGUUUGGAUAAUGGCACCCAGAUCUGCAUUAAACAUGGAUUUCUGAGAAUUGAAUGGUCUGCACACCAGUUGCCAAUGUUAUCUCCAAUUCUCUCUGAUAUUGAGUAUCUACAAGACCAACACCUCCUCCUGACCAUAAAAUCCACAGAUGGAUACGAAUCCUAUGGAGAGUGCUGUAUCGCACUAAAAUCCUUGAUUGGGAGCACACCACAGAGGUUUGAAACAGGCCUGUCUCACCUGGGAGAUGAGUCAGGAUCUAUCCGUGUGACGAUGAGGGUCGUUGUUCCAGCAGAACGCAAACGGACUCGGGAGCGCCUCUACGAAUGGAUCAGUUCUGAAAGGGAUGAGACCAAACCUUCGAAAGAUAAAGCUCAAACAUCUAAGCCAAUUCAGGAAUGCAUUGGAAACAGUGGUAAAAAAUCUGGCCAGAACUCAGCAUUCUCUGAAGACGUCAGUGCGAUGUUUUCCAAUUCUCCUGAUGAUCAUGGGACGGCUGCCCCAGGAAGCAAAGGGAAGGGAAGUGAAGAGACCCUUCAGUCAAGGUUGAAACCGAAUAACACUGCCGAUGAUGACCCUCACUCAAACAGUUUUAACAACCCAGCCUACUUUGUGCUUGAAGGCCUCUCCUACCAGUCUGGAACAGGUGGUCAGGAAAACCCGGGGAAUCCGGUGUCAAAACCUAUCCCUAGGAAUAAGACACACCCUCUUCCUCCAACACCAAUGGAGAAGCCAAAGGACUACUCACUCCGACAUCUAAACAAUGAAGGUGGAUCCUCUGAACAUGAAAGCCCUUAUGAUCAAAGCCAACACAUGUACCACAAAAUGCUGGAAGUUGAAAUGCAGAACAAUCCACUCUAUGCCAGUACAAACGAUGUAUGGGUUAAAUCAGCCCAGACUUCACCGGCCAAAGGCAGCCAAGAGCGGCUCAAGAACACAGUGCCAGCUCGGGACCAUCUUGAAUUCAAAGCUCGCACCAUGGGCCCAAGGACCAGACCUCAGGUGGUGGCAAAGAGUGGGGCUCAAGCUUCCUUGAUCAGCGAGGUCAGAGACAAAAUAAGUGAGAGGAGGCCAGAAGACCAACCUCCAUCCGUCAGCCACAUAGUCAAAUCGCUGAGCGAUAAGGACCGGCCAUCCAGCAGGGGCGAGCUACCCGUUCCUGUUCGUGAGCGUCCCGCCAAAAGUCCCCGGCUGCCCGCGAGGAACAAAGCCCCAGAGGUUCAGCCUCGACCUGCACGGAUGGAUCAUUUGAACAUGCCCCCGCCCCUGCCAGUCAAGAGCCGGACAAUGGAGUAUGGGACUUCUGAGAACCGUAAUAGUUCAAGCACCAUCUUGGAGGUUCUGAAGCACUUUGGCUUGGAGAAAUAUGAAAGUGGCCUGAUUGAGAAUGGAUGGGAUAACUUGGAAUUCUGGAGUGACAUCACUGAUGAUGAUUUACGAGAAGCUGGUGUCACUGAUGCCAGUCACAGGAAGACUCUUCUGGACUUAGCUUACCACAAUAAGCCUUGACAAUAGACUGUUAAAAAGUGGAAGAGGACCCCUGGUCACUCUUUAUGGACCUUGCCAUUAAAUUUUGUUUCCGAAGUCCUACCUGAGUAAGAAAACAUUGGGUGAAAUACUGAAUCUGAGCACAUCCUGAAGGUUCUUUAUGACGUCCGGAAGGAAUUGAGUGCGGAAAAGUGAAUGGUGUUUCCGGUAUAAUCCCAGCGACAGAUGCCCUAGUCUUACCCUAGUCUUUUCUGGCCCAGUCUUUCGUGUUACUAAGAAGCAGAGCCCCAGUUUGAUUUUUCCAAGGCAACUUAUAACUGGAAUCUGGGACUUGGAAUGGAAGAAUGCGUUGCCUUAUCUUGAAGUCCCAUACGGAUAAGAUACAAGGAUGGUUUAGUCUCCAUGGGUGAAAUAAUAAAUGGUCAAAUAACCAGAACCCUUGAAGGCUUUGUUUAGAAUUUCAGUAUCCCCACUUUUCAUACUCAGAAAACUUUUCAGCAAGAAAUUCAAGCUAAUAAGUAUGAUGCCUUUCAUUUAGAAAAAGACAAACUGGUAAAGCUCUCAGAAUGCCUAGCAGUGGAAGUUACUGGGACGGACGCCGAUUUGAGGCUUCCUGUACAAAAUGGACAAUGCCAGAAGAAGCCAACACUGAGCCAGAUGGCUUCAAAGUACUGGUAACUUGGCGCAGGAAGAGACCACAGCAAGAUGUUACUAAAAAAAAGUGAAGAUCUCAAAUUAAGUGCAUGUUACUCAACUUAGACUUAAUGGUCUAUAUCUUGCCUAUCAUAUAGGAGGUUUAAGUGUCUGUUUAACGUCUGAAAAGUGGUCAGUAAGUCAGGGGGAGAGGCGUAUGUAAGUCCGGAUGUUUAUGGCAUGCCCCAGUAUCUUAAAUCUUUUAAGCCAGCCACACACAGCUCCUUCCUAUGCUACUCAUUGGUGUUUCAUUUGUCCCAUAUGAAAGCCAAAUUCAUGUGAACUUCCAGAGUUUAUACCAUCUGUGUGUAGGCUAGAAACUUAUGCUUGGCAUGAGUGCUCUGUGCUGAUUUUUAUUUAUCUGCAUCACUGAGAACAGCAGGGCAUUCCCUUUAUCAAAACAUGGAAACUUAGAAAUCUGUCAUUCCAUUUUCUUAAACAUGUUGGAGUCCAAAUGGGAUUAAAUGAAAGGCUUGUGGGUGCAACAUGUAACAUCCCUACGUUAAGAGAAGUUUAAAGGGAUACAGCAUGCAUGGUUCAUGGGCAUGAGUUGCUGACGUUUUUUUUUCCAUGUUUUAUACUAUUUUUAAUGUUCUGAACAAUGUAACUUCAUUUUCAGGCCAUUUUGGCAUAUGCUGAUUGAAAGGUUAGUUGAAGUUUAGGUACAAUAUGCCUCUGCAUGAUUGAUUCAGAAUGUAAUCUCUCCCACCCUUAUUUGUAAAUUGGACAUGUUAAUGAGGAUUCACAGUAUUUCAUUCACAGAAUGGACAAACAAACAACAAAAGAAACAGAGGGUCAAGAUACAUAAAGAUUGCAGAUGCUGGAAUCCAGAGCAAAAAAAAAACAAACUGCUGGAGGAACUGCCGCCUGACCUACAAAGUUCUUCCAGCAGAAUGUCCUUUCACAAAAAACCAGGGUCAUUGUCAGAGUUCACAGGGAUGCCCUAUGGUUUUAGCUGCUACCCUGCCUUCCUUGUGGUGAUAUCUCAGGUCUAUGUGUGGAAAUUUAAGCAAAUGGAUCCUUAAUUCAUCUGCACCUGGGCAGUGAUGUAGAUGACUGGAUCCCUCACCCUUUAUAGAUCAACAUCCGAUCUUCAUGGCUUUACAAUCAAAACUAAUCAAUUUCUGAAGCUGACACAGUGACUCUGUUUGUCAUGUGGUGAUGAUGAAUGUUCUGUAUGUGUAUCAAACCUUUUUCAGAAUUAUAUUGAUUACCUUGAUUAGAAAGUAAAGGGUAUUCCGAAGAUUUAUAUAAAUUGAGGUUACACAAUUCCUUCGAGUUUGAAAUGAAAAUGCAGAAGGUGGACACGUUACUUAAUAAAUUACACCGAAACACAGACAUCUGAGCAAAAUCUUAGCAACUAGGCUCAGGGCAAGAAUCUGGAUGAAACUAUAUUUGAUAGUUUCUUUUUGGAAGCACUGCCAGCCACACCACAUCAGACAUGAUAGUGUACUUCGAUGUGAUUCGACAGGGAAAGGACCAAAGCUUUCUAGUCUUUCAGUCUGAAGGACAGCCAUUGCCAUGAAUUGUUGCAUGCUGUAUAACUUUGAAUAUUUUUAUCUGCAUGGAUAUCAUGUUGGAUGAAUUGAUGCUAAUGGCAGCGUUGUUAUGUUUACUCCAGUGAUAUCAUUUGGACCUCUGAAGUAUAUGCAAAUAAAUUUAGAAUGAAACUAUCUUUUGAGACUAUAUUUCUUCUGCCCUCUAGAUUUCAAUGUAUUGAAAAAUUAAGUUACA